CCCGACCCAACGACCGAUCAUCGUCCAUUAUUCUCCAUUAUUAUUCGACAACAUGAAAGGGUUGCAUGCGCUCCCAAAGAGCAUUCUCCACAACGUUGUGUCCCACCUGUCUCCUGGCCUUGCCGACCUCCGAAACUGCAGUUCUGUCUGUCGAGCACUAGGAGAAGCUUCAACCACAGCACUUUACAAUCACAUCGACCUAAGCAUAGAUGAGCGCUACGAUCCAGACGCCGAUGCCAAAUCCAAACGGCGACAGCUUCGGCUGGUGCGCUCUAUCUCUGAAAAUCCAAAAUUAGGGGCCCUUGUACGGAUUUUCAAAAAUUACCACAACCCUUUUGGAGACUUUCAAGAUGCGACUCUAGAUCCUGACAGCUCUAUGCUCAUUGGCGCAGCUCAAAAUAUGAAAAAUCUCUCUAGAGCCUCUCUUACGCCAAAUCAACUGGCUGCUUACAUCAUUGCCACUGUACAGUCUUACCCACAGCUUGUAGAGUUGACUGUCUACGGACUUAAACCGGAAGAGCACAUCUGGAGCAUGACUCCUACGUCCCUGACAACCCUCAAAUGGGAAGUGCCACCUGGGUGGAAUAGCAGCGAGCAAAACCCAUGGGAUACAGCUGGUUUCCUGGUGAACGUCGUUGAAGCCACAUGCCCUAGUCUGGAAUGGCUAGACAUCUCUGUUUGCCAGAUGAGAACGUCCCUGCCCAAGCUACCAGUAGUCUCACCAGACAGAGUUCAGCAAUAUCGUGGAGCGCAAGCUACUCCAGCGCCCAAACUCGCACAUCUACGACAUUUUGGAUUUCGAUAUCAAUACGACGGGGGACACCGAAGAGAGAUCCAGGUAGCGUUUCUCGACUUUAUUAGGAGGCACAGACAGUCAUUGAAGUCUGUCACAAUUCCUGUCGGUUAUAGGCCUUGGACAAAAGAGGAGUUGGACUUCAUCCUGCAAGUCUGUAGACAGCUGCCAGACCUAAAAGAUUUAACUUUGGAGGCCACCAGAACAGGCCAAACUGGGGAAAACAUGACCGGCUAUGAAUUUUUCCAUGCACUUACGACGAAUAUCGCGAGUCCCCAUUUCUCCAUUGAACGCUUCUCUGUCACAAACAUUGACGUUCCAUUCUCACCAGCUAUUGGCAAACUCUUUCGUCCGUGGACAAGUCUCAGGUUUCUUCGGCUGGGAGACGGAGACAAUAAUAACGGUCCCUAUCGCGACGAUGGAAGAUUGGACUUCAACGCAUACAAGCCUGAUCUAUUUCAUUUUAUCGCCGAGCUUCCCCAAUCUUUGGAGGAGCUUUACCUUGAGAUAAAUGGGGAAGGCUUGUGCGUAGACGACGACGAAGAUUUUGAUCCUGUGUGCGAUUUUGGAACUGAGAUAUUCACAACUCUUCGCCGUCUUCAUACUUGUGAUAUUCAUGCCUGGAUUUCGAAUCUCGAUGGAGGUCUCGGGCAAAUUCCCGAGAAAGCGGUCUUUUACAGACGUCUUCCCCACCAGAACUUAGAAGACCCCGAGUUUCCUGAUCGUAUGCAGGGGAGCAAGAUCAAAGAUGUGUGGACUUCGAGAAUGGACUGUGUAUAUCAAGAGGAUGAUGCCGCCGUCACAAAGAAAUGUAAUGUAGUAGAGUUAAAGGGCCAUGAGGGAGACUUUGUAGGAAGGGAUGCCGCCAAGAUCUGGUGCGAUGGGUUCACAUCUAAGGAGUCAGAGGACUGUCCUGGUCCUGACUAUUCUUGGCCUUUCUGGGAGGACAAGGUAAAAUCAUAUCCUAUGUAUAGAAGGGGAUUCUAGGAUAAAACAGGCUUAUGAUUAGAUGAUUCAUUGACGGACAUAAAGGCCGUAAAGACGUCUCUAAAGUCUUCUAUUUCAGGCAAAAGUUCUAAAAUUUUAUCCCGUCUUCGUAAGCAUAACAAGGGCAUUCGUUCAACGCUAUUUCUAUAUAAUCUUGCGCUGCUAUACUGUUAUCCUGGUGUAUAGUUUAGG
Amorphotheca resinae ATCC 22711 is the source of this 1972-nucleotide messenger RNA. RefSeq lists its product as hypothetical. The record is from RefSeq and is a predicted model, not a curated record. Gene Ontology annotation, molecular function: protein binding. The transcript has 3 exons. NCBI's taxonomy places the organism in Eukaryota, Fungi, Ascomycota, Leotiomycetes, Helotiales, Amorphothecaceae. Bases 53 to 1780 code for a protein of 575 amino acids.